AUGGAAAGGCAAGAGCAGCAAUGAUCGGCGCUCAGAUGGUGAAAUUCGUUCAGGGAUUUUACGCGUUACGCCACUAUAGGGUCAUUUAACGGGACUUACACUGGGGCGCGCUUUAUUACCGGACUACGACCAAAUACGACAUGAGAUGGAAUUGACUUUUAAACAAUUACUCUCCAUAUAGGGAUUCCACUGUGCAACGCCUAUAAACGGACACACAUGUUCUCCGCUAAUGAAAUACAAGGAGCAUUUACCCAGUGGAUGAGUUUUAACCCUUCAAUGAUGCUUUAGAUAUUUUGCACAUCGGCAGUUGGAUUACAUGAACCCGGCAAAAGUAUUUGCAUGUUGAGAGGCUUGUGAUUUAUGGAACUAGAGCUGAGAAGAAAAGAUCUGAAGUUGGAAAAGAGGGUCUCGGGACUGAGGGUCUGAAGGAUUUUACCAUCUCCUCCUGGAGCUUCACUUUAAUGUCCAACGUCUUUGGGUUAUGACAAUGGAUUAUUUUCUUGUUUUAUGCAGUUUUAUUCUGCCUCUGUCCUCGGCUGUAGAAGAAACAAUGAUGGACACCAAAUGGGCCACAACUGAACUUGCAUGGACUUCACAUCCUGAAACUGGGUGGGAGGAAGUUAGUGGAUAUGACGAUGCCAUGAAUCCCAUCCGAACGUACCAAGUCUGCAACGUUCGUGAGCUUAACCAGAACAACUGGCUUCGUAGCGACUUCAUCCCUCGCAAGGACGUUCUCCGUGUGUAUGUGGAGAUGAAAUUUACUGUACGGGAUUGCAACAGCAUUCCCAACAUUCCAGGAUCUUGUAAAGAGACCUUCAACCUUUUCUACUACGAAUCGGACUCAGAUUCAGCAACAGCCACGAGUCCAUUUUGGAUGGAGAACCCUUAUGUCAAAGUUGACACCAUUGCUCCAGAUGAGAGCUUCUCAAUGUUGGAGUCCGGUCGCGUCAACACCAAGAUUCGCAGCUUUGGUCCACUUUCCAAGGCUGGCUUCUACCUGGCCUUCCAAGACUUGGGCGCCUGCAUGUCUUUGAUCUCCGUGCGAGUUUUCUACAAGAAGUGUUCUACAUCUAUUGCCAAUUUUGCGGUUUUCCCUGAGACGGCAACAGGUGCGGAGGCCACGUCACUAGUCAUUGCCCCUGGCACUUGUGUGGUUAAUGCUCUGGAAGUGUCGGUUCCUCUCAAGCUCUACUGCAAUGGAGAUGGAGAAUGGAUGGUUCCUGUAGGUUCCUGCACUUGUAUGGCAGGGUUUGAGCCUGCACUUAAGGAAUCGCAAUGUCAAGCUUGCAGCCCAGGCACCUUCAAGUCAAAACAAGGUGAAGGUUUGUGCACCCCAUGUCCGCCUAACAGUCGGACGAGUUCUGGAGCUGCCAGCAUCUGCUCCUGCAGGAAUGGGUACUAUCGGGCGGACAACGAUUCUCCCGACUCAGGAUGCACAACCGUGCCCUCAGCUCCUCGCAACGUGAUCUCCAGCGUAAACGAGACAUCAUUGUUACUUGAGUGGAGUGAACCACGUGACCAAGGUGGCAGAGAUGACAUUUUCUACAAUGUCAUCUGUAAAAAGUGUCUGCCAGAGCGUGGAACCUGCACAAGGUGUGAUGACAAUGUGGACAUCUCUCCACGCCACCUCGGCCUGACCGAGAGACAUGUGACCGUCAGGAACCUUCAAGCUCACACUCAGUACAGCUUUGAGAUCCAGGCCGUCAACGGAGUCUCCAACAAGAGUCCCUACGCACCCCAUUUUGCAUCUGUUAACAUCACCACCAACCAGGCUGCUCCUUCCGCAGUUCCUACUGUCCACCUGAUGGGGGCGUCAGCAAACACCAUGAGUCUCUCCUGGCUUCCCCCUGAAAAACCAAAUGGCAUCAUCUUGGAUUACGAGAUUAAAUACCAUGAGAAGGACCAGGGAGAAGCUAUUGCCCACACCAUGACAGCCCAGCGUAGCUCUGCACGCAUUGAGGGUUUAAAAGCUGGCACGUCAUAUGUGGUGCAGGUUCGAGCCCGAACGGUUGCAGGGUAUGGCCGCUACAGCAGCCCUGCUGACCUUAGCACCAACCACCAGGCCGACUCAGACAAGAGUCUACAGGAGCAGCUGCCUCUCAUUGUGGGCUCCCUCACGGCUGGGCUGGUCUUCAUCAUUGUUGUUGUUGUCAUUGCCAUAGUCUGCCUCAGAAAGCAACGCAAUGGCUCAGAAUCAGAAUACACAGAGAAAUUGCAACAAUACAAAUCCCCUAUAGUCACUCCGGGAAUGAAGGUCUACAUUGACCCCUUCACAUAUGAGGACCCUAAUGAGGCUGUCCACGAGUUCGCCAAAGAGAUUGACGUUUCCUGCGUGAAAAUCGAGGAGGUCAUCGGCGCAGGUAACCAACAACACAAGCUCCUGAGCAACAGGGGGAAGACAGCUAGGCACACCCAGGCCAUACCUUUAGAGGACUUCACUCCAAGCGGAGAGUUUGGAGAGGUGUGCCGUGGGCGCCUCAAGCUCCCUGGACGCCGUGAGAUCAUUGUGGCCAUCAAAACAUUGAAGGCAGGCUACACCGAACGCCAGAGGAGAGACUUCUUGAGUGAGGCCAGCAUUAUGGGCCAGUUUGAUCAUCCCAACAUUAUUCGUUUGGAAGGGGUGGUGACCAAGAGCCGGCCAGUUAUGAUUGUAACUGAGUUCAUGGAGAACGGAGCACUGGAUUCCUUUCUCCGGCUAAAUGACGGCCAGUUCACAGUCAUCCAGCUGGUCGGUAUGUUGAGAGGAAUUGCAGCUGGCAUGAAAUAUCUGUCCGACAUGAACUAUGUGCACCGUGACCUGGCUGCUCGUAACAUCCUGGUCAACAGCAACCUGGUGUGUAAGGUGUCUGAUUUUGGCCUUUCUCGCUUUUUGGAGGACGAUCCAACAGACCCAACCUAUACCAGCUCAUUGGGAGGAAAGAUCCCAAUUCGCUGGACAGCCCCUGAAGCUAUUGCUUACAGGAAAUUCACUUCAGCCAGUGACGUUUGGAGCUAUGGUAUUGUCAUGUGGGAGGUGAUGUCAUACGGCGAGCGCCCAUACUGGGACAUGAGCAACCAAGACGUGAUCAACGCAGUGGAGCAGGACUAUCGGCUGCCUCCACCCAUGGACUGCCCUACUGCCUUGCACCAACUCAUGCUAGACUGUUGGGUGAAAGAAAGAAACUUGAGACCCAAGUUCUCCCAGAUCGUCAACACCCUGGACAAACUUAUCCGAAAUGCCGCCAGCCUUAAGGUGGUCACCAGCACACAUUCUGGGGCCUCCCAGCCGCUCCUUGACCGCUGUGUGCCUGACUACACCACCUUCACCACUGUGAGCGACUGGCUGGAUGCUAUCAAGAUGAGCCGCUACAGAGACAACUUCCUCAAUGCCGGAUUUGCUUCUUUUGACCUGGUGGCCCAAAUGACCGCAGAAGAUCUGUUACGGAUAGGCGUGACAUUAGCCGGCCACCAAAAGAAGAUUCUCAGCAGCAUCCAAGACUUGAGACUGCAAAUGAACCAAACGCUGCCCGUCCAGGUGUGAAUUCGGAUUGGCUAAAACUAUUCUAGCGGACGCCUGAUCAUCUCUGCUAAUCAGAUGAAACUGGCUUGCAGUGCCUCGGACAACUUUUUCCUUUCCCUUUUCCUGCAUUAUUUUACACGCCACAGGAUGACAUACAAUUAUUUUGUACUUCUUUUUAAGAAUGGAGAGAGAAAAGCCUGUAUCCCAUGCAUGCCUUGCGAGGCCUUUGCAUGCAUGCGUGUGACAUGCGCUGAACUCGCCCCAUCUACAUAGCCUCCCAUAAUACAUUUUCCCUAAAACUGAUUUGCAAGGGAAGAACUCGGAUGGACAGUGCAUAUGGAGAUAGUAAUUCUCUAAUAGUGCACGUGACUUGAAAAGAAAAGACAGAAAGACUAAGAGUGAAUACAUCCAUUCACAACCAACGCGUUUGGACACAGAAAUCCCUCCAAUGCUAGCAGAAGUUUAUUGUGUGAUAUUGUGCAUAUUCCCCAUCUUCAUAUUGAAGGUGUUUAACUUAAAGGCACAUGCUCGCAGGGAGAGGCACACGACAGGGGCGAAAGAUUGCAGAUGGUGCAGGACCAGAGUUUAAGGAAGCUGCAUUUGUCCACCAGGUUGAAACUCACAAAGGACUUCUUAGAAAAUACCAGGUGAACUUGUGAUGCUUUCAUAGUUACAAUAAUGGAUUCUCAGCUGAGUUUCUCACAAUUUCAAUUGAUGUUUUCUUUUAUUCUCUACCUAUGUUUUUCCACACCCUCUUUUAGUUCCUGUUCCACUUUGAGUUGACAUUUAGCUUGUUGUCAGUCAUUAUAUCAGGAUUCUUUAGCGAUUAGAAAGAGAAGGACCGGGAUAACUUGUACUAUAAACAGUGUUAAUCGCUGGCCAUCUCUAUACUGAGCGGAUGUGUGUGUGUGUGUGUCAGAAUGACUGUGUUGUAGUGUAUGUGUAUGUGUAUGAAACGGAGCGAUUAUGAGGAUUAUGCACACACAUACUGUACAUUAACCUUCUGUUGUGUUUAAUGGCUGAAAACUAAUACAUGAAUUGUGACAAGAGCUGCAGUUUUAUUAUAUAUAAUCACACAUGGAUCAAUAAUAUUCUAUGGACAAUUAGACUUUUUAAGUUAACUUGGAUAAACUUGGAUAAAUUGGAAGUUUUACCCUUUUUUAUUUUAUUUAAUUCCUAUGGAUUUAUUUCCUUCAGUCAGGAGGAAAUAUAGCCCAGAAAACCCCUUAUUCUAAAAACAAAUAUUUAAAAUAAAUAAAUGUGUCUUAUAUGAAUGUGAACCUGUAUAUUUGAUUUUAUUUUUCUUCAUUCAAGGGAAAUAUAGCCCAGAAAACCAUAUAUAUAUAUAUAUAUAUAUAUAUAUAUAUAUAUACAGGGAUGGAUUACCGACUGGGCCAAUGGGGCCAGUGCCCAGGGGCCCUUGACUACCAGGGGCCCUUGACUACCCGGGGGUGCCCUGGGCUUAAAGGCUGUGCAAUCUACUUUGGUGAUCCCCCCGCUUGAAAACCCUUUUGGGCAUGAACAACGAACCAUCCCAUACAACUUUUGGGUGGAGGGGGGCCCUUGGAGAUAAUUGGCCCCAGGGCCUUUGCAAGUCAUAAUGCGUCCCUGCAUAUAUAUAUUAUGAAAAUGUUUUUUCUGUGAUGUGACAAAGCCCAUCACAGGAGUGUUUGUGCUAUUUGUAUUUGUUUUGUAAUCAUUUUUUUUUAUUUAUUUUUUUCACAAAUCAUUCUGAUGUUCCCCAGUUUGCCUCUUUUUAUCUUAAUUACAAUUAUAUCAUGAAAUACAAAGUGCUGAAGUGAGUUUUUUGUCAGGCUCCCUGUUUUAGGAGCGCUAGCGUUAAGCGCAGCGCUAUGCCGUAAGUCAUAAGUGCAAAGUCAGUGGGCAUGGCCAUGAAGUUUUGGUAUUUUCGUGCAAGCAUGCGCUAUGUCUAGGUGCAUGUAGGUUUUGUGAAAUUGCAUGGUCAAUGCGCAAUGCGUAUUCAAUUUAUAUAAUUCAUUCCCCCAAGCACCAGCGAUUUAAACCAAGACUGCACAUUCAUCAGAAGUGAGUAGUGUAAAUGGACUGUAUGUAAUGAAUUAGAAAAAGUGAAAAUGAUGUUCUUUUGUGCAUUAACUGCAUCCAUGAUGAUUAGUGGACAUAUUUCUAUGACAGUGACGCUCCUUUACACGCAUGGAAAAUGCGAUUCUUGUCAGAAUUUGGAUGUACACUCCGUUAAAUUACAGACAAUGUCAAAAUUAUGAAUCAUGUUCAUCUACUGACACACAAGUCAUGGCUAGUAUUACCAGUGUUUGUAUCAGCACUUCACUUCUACCGGUCCAUUUUUAUCAAUUAAAUUAACUUAAUGAAACAAGUGGUCAGAACUGCUAACUGCUGGUGAAAUAUCUAAACUGCAAAUGCAAGAAAUGAGUUCAAAGUCUGCAUGUGUAAGUUUAGCGCAAUAUCUAUUUCUCAGGAUAAUAGUAACAUGCAUAAAAUAGUAACAUUCAUUAACAUACAACACACCCACAAUAGCGCAAACACUUUCACCCACACCCACUUGCGCUUUGUGCUGGCAUGAAAAUUGCGAUUCUAAUUAACGCUCUCACAAAAAUGGGAUAAGACGUUGCACGUACCGCUGCACUUUGCGUGCUCAUGAAAAUAGAGCCCUUAAACUCUAUUUAGCUACAUUUUAAGAACUAAAGUAUUGUUACUUUGAGAAUUUUUUUUUAGAUAUUUUAGAAAGCAAUGUGAUUUCAUUUCAUAUAAAAUGCUGCAGUUAUUUUAGCUCAAUUUUAUUAAAGAAACAUAAGAGUUAGUGAUGCUUUUUGUUUAACUUCCCCCAUAUUAUUUUAACUCACAAACUCUCUUGUAUAGGAACCCUAUUGCUUAAAGUUCCCUUAAGAGCCGUUCGGGAACUGCUUUUGUCACAUUGAACACAUUUGACAGUGUACUCUCAUAACUUGAUCUGAAUGUGAGUAAGUUUGAAUGUGUGUUUGUUAUUGUUUGAGCAAGAUGCUGUUGACAUUGUUUUAUUAAGGCAAUUGUUGGAACAGAACAUGAUUUUGGUUCAAUAUUUUUGUGCCAAUGUUCUCUCUCUCUCUCUCUCUCUCUCUCUCUCUCUCUCUCUGCCGUGUCCUCCAAAAACUGAUAUAUAUUUUAGAGUUACUCUUUUUUUUUAUUAAAAAAAUGCAUUUUUAAGCAGUUAAAACUGUCUUCUCAUCACAUCACAAAAUCACUGAAGUGAGAGAAAUGUCUGAUGUGUGCGUGACUUAUAUUGAGAGAAGCAAGACACAUUUCAAGAUUAAUAUUUUUUUCUUUCUGUUUUUUCUCUUUUCUUUUUUGAAAGCAUUGAGAUGUAUUUAAUGGUGAAGACAAAAACAACGAUUAAAUAAUGCAUUCUGGUAGAAAUAUAUAUUAAAAAA
Xyrauchen texanus (razorback sucker) is the source of this 6903-nucleotide messenger RNA. Its product is annotated as ephrin type-B receptor 3-like. Gene Ontology annotation, molecular function: protein binding; transmembrane-ephrin receptor activity; ATP binding. NCBI's taxonomy places the organism in Eukaryota, Metazoa, Chordata, Actinopteri, Cypriniformes, Catostomidae. Gene Ontology annotation, cellular component: neuron projection; plasma membrane. Bases 482 to 3520 code for a protein of 1012 amino acids. The record is from RefSeq and is a predicted model, not a curated record. The transcript is spliced from 16 exons. Gene Ontology annotation, biological process: cell surface receptor protein tyrosine kinase signaling pathway; protein phosphorylation; axon guidance.